This is a messenger RNA of Penicillium paradoxum, 603 nucleotides long. RefSeq lists its product as uncharacterized. Bases 1 to 603 code for a protein of 200 amino acids. The record is from RefSeq and is a predicted model, not a curated record. Lineage: Eukaryota; Fungi; Ascomycota; Eurotiomycetes; Eurotiales; Aspergillaceae. The transcript has a single exon.
AUGCAUCUCAGCCAGCCACUCAAGUUGCUUCUCAGUGUCCUUCGAACGUUUAAGGAACCCAAGGACGCUUUCCGCAGUGCGCUUUGCCCCGAUCUUACCGACAAAGAAGAAAUGAUUUCCGGGAAUCUGAGUGGUCAUGGAACUGGGGAUGCCGUGAACGAUCUCUCGCAAAUUGCUGAAGUAUCUCCGGCGCGCCGAAAGACUAGCCGCCGUAUUGAUCUUCGAAUCAUGGCAGUACGCAGCUGCAAUACCAUUCUGGUAGCAUUGAGCCAUCACUUGCUGAUUCAUGAGGAACGACCAGGUUGUUUUGUCCGAGAGAGCGUGGCGGAAGUCGAGCCCGCUUUUCGGGUAGAUGGCACCAAUAGUCGGCAAGCUUUGGUAGUCGUGUACCUGUGCGUCUUUCAUCAACUUCCACUUGUCGUCUUCCUCGACGAUAUCCUUGGUGUCACUGUUGUACCGGAAGCCAGAUCCCGUGAUACCGAUUGGCGUAGCACCGAUGUACUCCUUCUCGUAGAUAACGGGGUCAAUCAGGUUACUGGGUGCAAGGUUUUCAUCUUUGUCCUGUUCCCCGAGCUGGCUCAAGAAGAUGGGCUUCAAGGUUGA